Sabethes cyaneus is the source of this 1353-nucleotide messenger RNA. RefSeq names its product protein sister of odd and bowel (gene sob). The record is from RefSeq and is a predicted model, not a curated record. The transcript is spliced from 2 exons. Bases 1 to 1353 code for a protein of 450 amino acids. Gene Ontology annotation, molecular function: RNA polymerase II transcription regulatory region sequence-specific DNA binding; DNA-binding transcription factor activity, RNA polymerase II-specific. Gene Ontology annotation, biological process: embryonic pattern specification; embryonic hindgut morphogenesis; regulation of transcription by RNA polymerase II. Lineage: Eukaryota; Metazoa; Arthropoda; Insecta; Diptera; Culicidae. Gene Ontology annotation, cellular component: nucleus.
AUGUUAUUGGAGAGUGACGGCGGUCGAGCGAUCGUAAUGGAGCAAACGAAUGAUUCAGCUGCCGCCACUGCGUCGGCCGCGGCCAACAAUGUACCACGGAGCUCGCAACCGGGAGAUUUUGCAACGGCUGCCGCGGUCGUGCUUUCACUGCAAAGCACCAUGGUAACCAGUCUGCAGCAGGCCGCUCUUAUGCCAGCCAAUUCUCCAGCUGCAGCUGCAUUCAACCUUCAGGCACUGGAAUCAUAUCUCACUCUGCAAAGAAUAACCGGAAAAUCGGAUGUGCUGCGCCUAUCCAAUCGAACACCGUUGCCCUCGAUGCCGCUAACUUCUUCAUCUUCUACCAUUACCUCCGCCGCUGCAACCAACACGGUAACAGCGGACGAUAUGCUGAUGGACACGCAACCAGCAACGGUGCAGCAGCUGCUCCAGAACAAUGACCUUUCCGAUGAACUUCCGGUUCUCGAUCAAGACGAUGAUCUCAACUUCGAUGAUCCUAUGCACGACUCAACCUCCGACGGUAACUCUCUCGAUACCGGUUAUCCUAGCCUUGUGCUGAAUGCAGCCUUCCACCAACAAAUGAGUGCCGAUAAGUUCAAAACUCUGGCGGCGACCACAUCUCCUUCGAGUUCUGCCGCCGCUGUUGCAGCCGCAGCUGCCGCCGCUAGUCUAGUUGCGAACACUGCCGCCGCCGCUGCAGCAGCCGUUUCGAAAAAAUCUACACCCUCAUCAACGGCUACAGCUACAGGCGUUCAACAACAGCAACCAAGCUCGGGAAUAGCCAUUGCCGCCGCCACCGCCGGUCAGAGGCCGAAAAAACAGUUCAUUUGCCAGUUUUGUAAAAGACAGUUCACCAAGUCCUACAAUUUGCUCAUUCACGAGCGAACCCACACCGACGAGCGGCCAUAUUCGUGUGAUAUCUGUGGAAAGGCAUUCCGCCGGCAGGAUCAUCUUCGGGAUCAUAGAUACAUCCACUCCAAGGAGAAACCCUUCAAAUGUUUGGAAUGCGGAAAGGGAUUUUGCCAAUCGCGGACGUUAGCGGUGCACAAGAUCCUACACAUGGAGGAAUCACCACACAAAUGUCCGGUGUGCAGUCGGAGUUUCAACCAACGUUCGAACCUGAAAACACACCUGCUCACGCAUACGGAUAUUAAGCCGUACCACUGUGUGGCCUGCGGUAAAGUAUUCCGGCGGAACUGUGACCUCAGGAGGCACAGCCUAACACAUAACUUAGGGGCAAGCGAAGCCGUCGGUGUCGACGGCCAGUUGGAUCUGACCGGCACUUCCUCGUCCUUGGGUUCCACCGGUGCCGAAACGAAUACUAUCGAUCUAAUGGCAUUAGCUGGAGCUGAUUAG